AUUCCAGCUGCGCUGUGGUUGCCAGAUAUGAGGAAACUUUAUGCACCACAACAAUAUUUCAGGUUUGGAUGGAGGCGUCUGAAUCUGGCAACCCUGUAGCGACACCACUUCAGAUCGUCCUCACUUCCCUCGAGUUUAUUAGCCAUAUCGACCUUUUUUUUUUCCAAAUUAUUAUUAUUAUUUUGACCAGUGCCUAAGUAUCUUUAGCAUUUUCACACAAAGCCAGUUUCACACGAACUGCUUCUAGAAAUAAUCUUGAGGCGUUGUAUUGGUAUCCAAUCAGCCAAUCAUGUGGCAGCACCACAAUGCAAAAAAAUCAUACAGAUGCAGGUCAAGAGCUUCAGACAUGCUUGCCGGCUGCUCAAACCUCAACCAUGAGGCAGAGGAGGAGGGAGGCAACCAGCAAAAUGACGUAUCUCCACAGGAUGCACAAGCACAGAAUACAGAAGACAGGGUCACUCUGCAGAGGAGGACUCUGAUAGUGGCAGCCACAGUCAGCAUCGUCAUUAUUCUCGCUCUGCUCGGUGGCGUCAUUAUCACUGCUUUUAGAUUAAUGGAAGUGAACAAUCAGCUUAACACAGGUGUGUCAGAUGUUCCUAAGGAGCUUCCAAGUCUGUCAAGAAAAGAAGGCAUUGUUCCAGAGGAAGUGUGGAGUUGGAUCGUAGCAGCUAAAGCUGAUAUGACUCUUAACCCUCGGUCGGCUCACUAUCUUCUCAGAGUGAGCAGUGAUGGUAAAAGUCUCUACCAAGCAUCCUUAAGCAGUCCUCCCAGUGUCCCAACGGACGAGACAUACCAGCAGUGUAUCUGUGUUUCAUCUACAAACCUGCUGAACACCAGGGCUUAUUUUGAACUUAAGGUGACGCAGAGUGUGCCGUGGACUCUGGGACUGCGUACUGAGUCUUUCAAUGCAGAUAGCACCCCUGAUAUAUAUCCUGAUAGUGGCAUAUGGACGAUUGCCUCAGCAGAGGGCAAAAUAAUAAUCAAUGAUGGUAAAGCCACUCCGACAUUGUACGUCACACCGGCCAAGCUUGGUCUGUAUUUGGACUACCCACGAGGUCAAGUGUCCUUCUACGAUUCGGUGGCUAAACGUCACCUACACACUUAUCUUACCACCUUUAAAGAAAAACUUCGUUUCUAUGCAGCUGUUCAGGUUGGAGAGACCCAACAGGUGUUCAUUUCAUUUGUUUAAUUUUGAUGUAGAGUCAGUUAGGUUCAGUGGACUAUUAAUAUACCUUAAUAAAUCAAAGCUGCUUUAUUGCCUCUAAUAUGUUUCUUUAUUUUAAACAUUUAUUAUGGAAAAUAACCCCAAGUAGAAUUAAAUAAA
Molecule: messenger RNA, 1324 nt
Organism: Pangasianodon hypophthalmus (striped catfish)
Lineage: Eukaryota; Metazoa; Chordata; Actinopteri; Siluriformes; Pangasiidae
Product: E3 ubiquitin-protein ligase TRIM39
Exons: 10
Coding region: 290-1189 (299 amino acids)
Molecular function (GO): protein binding
Source: RefSeq, a predicted model, not a curated record